Messenger RNA from Ahaetulla prasina, 5024 nucleotides. It is a transcript of the gene AP4B1, whose product is annotated as adaptor related protein complex 4 subunit beta 1. Gene Ontology annotation, biological process: vesicle-mediated transport; intracellular protein transport. The record is from RefSeq and is a predicted model, not a curated record. The transcript has 11 exons. The coding region runs from base 1636 to 3858 and encodes 740 amino acids. Gene Ontology annotation, cellular component: membrane coat; clathrin adaptor complex. Lineage: Eukaryota; Metazoa; Chordata; Lepidosauria; Squamata; Colubridae. Gene Ontology annotation, molecular function: clathrin binding.
CAUGGUAAGAAGACGGAACUUCCAGGAUACCUUGAAGCCUCUUUUCCCCCCGCCGAGAAGACUGUUAAAGAGACAGAAAAUAAGAAAAAAGUAGAAAAAUCCAGGAUUUUUGCGGAACUGUGACUAGGCAACAGCAACCUUUACUUUCUCAAGCAAAAGGUUGUCAUUUAAAUUGAGGAACGAAAAAUUCCAUUACAGCUUUUAAAAGAUUUUCAUGAGUGUUGUCUUCCUCCACUUAGAGCUCUGUAUUUCCGAGAACUUGAUUCCCUUUGAAAACGGAGGUAAAUUGCAAAAUUGGACUUUGGAGUGCAUUCACUCCAUUUAUUCUCUAGUUGCCUGACUAUAGAGGUUGUAAUGCUUUGGUUUUUGCUCUCUGUCAGACCAAAGCAUUGGUGGGCAUCAUCAUCAAAUAAAUAAUAUAAAUUGAGCUCCAGAAGAUUUGUGUUUUCAGAGCAAGGAAAGUAGCUGUUUUCUAUGCUUAAGACUAAAUGUAGUUUCAUACCAACAAUGGUAUACAAUGACUGUGUUCAUUAUACAACCCUCAUUUUUGUUGUGGCAGAUAAGUUUAAUGUUUUACCUUUCCUUCCUUCCUUCCUUCCUUCCUUCCUUCCUUCCUUCCUUCCUUCCUUCCUUCCUUCCUUCCUUCCUUCCUUCCUUCUUACCUACCUACCUACCUUCAUACCUUCCUUCAUAACUUUGUACCUACCUAGCAGUAUCUUGUGUCAUGAAAUGUUCCCAGAAUUUAACAGCUUACAGUACAUGUUGUCAAGGGCCCACAUUUUGUUCAUGUGACUGGGGAUGCUGCUAGAGUCCUAAGUGCAAGAACCAGUUGUAAAUCACAUUUUUCAGUGGUGCUGUAACUUUGAACAGUCAGUAAACAAAUGGUUGUAAAUUGAGAACUGUGAAGUAUCACCUACCUAUGGAUUUAAUACCUCUUUCUCGGAACUAUUCAUCUGAUGAAAAGUGAUUCGCCAAAAAAUGAUAAUUUGUUAGUUUGAUUUUGUUUAUAUAUUUUAUUGUUUUUACAGUACACUGAAGUCUAAUAGAGCUACUCUUCGAUAAACCAAGUGUAAUUAGUUAUCUGUAACAUGCUGGUAUUCUUGUCUUAUUGUUUGCUUGCCUUUCUAUUAUAGCUCUUAUAUUUAUUGUAUUUUAUUUGCAUUGCUGGCUGAGGAAUUCUGGGAGUUGAAGUCCACAAGUCUUAAAGUUGCCAAGGUUGAAGAUGUCUGGUCUAAUGGUUAAGGCGUCAGACCAGAAAGCAGAAGGUUGUGAGUUAAAGUUCCACCUUAGCCAUGAAAUGUAUAAGUCACCCAGUUGGGUGACUUUGGGCCAGUCACUCUCAGCCCAAUCAACCUCAUAGGGUUGUUGUUUUUGUGGGGGAAAUAGGAGGAGGAAAGUGUGUUGGAUAUGUUUACCACCAUGAGUUAUUUGUAAACAUAAUAAAGGCAGGAUACAAAUUAAUAAAAAUAUCUGUUGUAAGAAAAGAUAAAAGAUAAGACAAGAGAUCAAAAGGGGCAGAAUGGAAUACAAAUGAUAUGCUCAGUUUUCUUUCUAUGACUGUAUCAACCCUUUGUGACUGUAUCCUAGGUUCUUCAACAAUUAAUACUGCCUGCCAAAGGGUUUAGAAUCUCAACAAUGCCAUACCUUGGUUCAGAGGAUACAGUGAAGGAGUUGAAGAGAGCCCUGUCCAACCCUCAUGUGCAAACUGAUCAUCUUCGCUAUAGGAAUGUUAUCCAACGAGUGAUCAGGCAUAUGACCCAAGGUGUAGAUGUGUCCAGUGUUUUUAUGGAGAUGGUUAAAGCUAGUGCUACCAUAGACAUUGUUCAGAAGAAACUAGUGUACUUGUAUAUGUGUACAUACGCUCCCUUGAAGCCUGAUCUAGCUCUUUUAGCUAUCAAUACUCUGUGCAAAGACUGUUCAGACCCCAACCCUAUGGUUAGAGGUCUGGCCCUGCGCAGCAUGUGCAGUCUGAGGAUGCCUGGCAUACAAGAAUAUAUUCAGCAGCCAAUCCUGAAUGGUCUACGAGACAAAGCUUCUUAUGUGAGGAGAGUAGCUGUUCUUGGAUGUGCAAAGAUGCAGAAACUCCAAGGAGACUGUGAAGUGGAUGGUGCACUAGUUAAUGAGUUAUAUAGUUUGCUUCGGGAUCAGGAUCCUAUCGUGGUGGUAAAUUGUCUGAGGGCUCUUGAGGAAAUUCUGGCACAUGAAGGAGGAGUUGUAAUCAACAAACCCAUUGCCCACCAUCUUCUUAAUAGGAUGCCAGAUCUAGAUCAAUGGGGGCAGAGUGAAGUGCUGACUUUUCUGCUGCGAUACAAACCUCGCUGUGAAGAAGAGCUUUUUGAUAUCCUGAAUUUACUCGAUGGAUACCUUAAAAACAGCAGUUCCAGUGUAGUGAUGGCUGCCACAAAACUCUUCUUGGUGCUGGCUAGAGACUUCCCACAUGUCCAGGCAGAUGUGCUUGUAAGAGUUAAAGGUCCACUCCUAACAGCAUGCACAUCUGGGAGUAGAGAACUCUGUUUCACUGCUUUGUGUCAUGUGCGCCAGAUAAUAGACAGCCUUCCUGGCCAUUUCAGUAGCCAAUAUAAGAAGUUCUUCUGUUCUUACUCGGAACCACAUUAUAUCAAGUGCCAGAAAAUGGAAGUGCUGUGCAAGUUGGUGAAUGAUGAAAAUGUUCAGCAUAUAUUGGAGGAACUGAGAGACUAUUGCACUGAUGUGUCAGCAGAGCUUGCCCAGGCAGCAAUAUUUGCUCUAGGAAAGAUUGCAAGAACCUACUCAGAACAAUGUGUGAGGAUUCUAACAGAACUCCUUGAGCUGAAACAAGAACAUAUAACAUCAGCUGUAGUACAAGUGUUCCGAGAUCUAGUAUGGUUAUGUCCACAGUGUAUAGAGUGUGUGGCCCAGCCUUUGUCUGGCUGCGAAGAAAUCAUCCAGGACAGUGAGGGAAAGCAAGCAUUAAUCUGGCUUCUGGGUGUACAUGGAGAAAGAAUUCCCAAUGCCCCUUAUAUAUUAGAAGAUUUUGUGGAGAAUGUAAAAUCAGAACCAUUCUCAGUUGUCAAGCUGGAACUACUGACGGCUGUGGCCCGGCUCUUCAUAGCACGUCCCGCUGAAUGUCAGGAUACCCUGGGUCGAUUACUUUAUUAUUGCAUUGAGGAGGAAAAAGACAUGGCAGUUCGGGACCGUGCAUUAUUUUACUAUCGCCUAUUACAAGCUGGUGUGGAAGAAACAAAAGGAAUUCUGUGCAGUCCGACAUCAGAUCGUUCUCUCCAUCUUUUAGAAGAGCAGACAGAAAGUUCCAUUAACGAAUGGGUCCAUGACUUUAAUUCCUUGGUGCCCAUCUAUGGCAAAGAUCAAUGGGCAGCUAUGACAGCUAGUCGAGUAGUUGAUCUCCACUGUGCAGACUCCAGCACAGGUGAUUCCAAAAGAGAAGCCAAAGUGCCGCUGAUGUUGGAAAAGGAGGAGGACGACCCUGUUACUAAUGCCAGUUCCAGUAGCCUUACCUUAAUAUCUAAUCUAUGUCUGACUGCAGAGCAGUUUGAGAGGACAUGGCUAAACUUCACUGUUGGCUGCCAGCAAGCCAUUCCUUGGCAGGAAUCCGUGCAGCCAGAGACUUUGCAGGCUGCCCUGCAGAUGGUCCAUAUUCAGACUAUUGCAAUGAGCAAGCCUGGUUCACAGUCAUGGAAAAUCUACCUAGGGGCACAGGAUGACACAGGUUGCUUUUUCCUAACUGAGCUGCAGCUGGAAAUAGGAAGUGCAGAGAUGCAGAUGUUAGUGAAGCAGACUGAAAACAAGCUAGAAGCCCUACAGGCAUUUGUCUCACUCUUGAAGACAGUUCUGGAGACAGUGGCAGGCCUGACAUCCUGAUUUUUUUCUAAUUUUUGGAGUUAGUCAUAACCAGGAAGAGACAGCGAUUUUGUUUAUGGUUUAUUUAUUGUAUUCUUUAGAUGAAACUGUAGGUCUUACAACUUGUCAGUAAAGGCUUUCUACAGCAUAACUUUUAAUACAAAUGAAAACUCUGUUUAGAAAAAUAUGCAGAGAAGCCAACCACCCUCAAAAGGCCAAAUAUGAAGAACAUGUCUAUCGACAAACAAAGGGAACUUUGCAUUUAUCUACAGAAUUAAAAUGGAAGAGCUGAGAUUUAAGGAGCAUUUGUGUGUCCGGAAGAUGACACUUAGUAAUGUUCCCUCUAACUUCUGAUAGCUUCGUAUGGAAAAAAAUGUUUUGUGCAGCUUUUCUUAAACCAAGUACAUUUUUUUUUUGCCACAAUAUGAGUAUAUGAGUAAAUUGCAAAUUAAAAAAUACCAAUUAUAAUUUUAUUUCUGCUUAAUUUAAAAUUUAUUUAUUUAUUAAACUCAUACAGCCACCUGUUUUAAAUAGAACAAUCUUAGGAGGCUCAUAAUAAAAUCAAUAAAAACAAUAAAACAUGUCACUCAUACACAAAGGAGCACAGUCCCUUUCCAUUGUUCUCCAAUUCAUAAGGGUAAUCAAUAUUUUGUAUGCAUCUAAAAUAGUUUCAUUGGGUAGGGAAACUUGAUAUUGUAAUAAAAACACCUAAAGAAAAAAAUGCAUUAUACCUGGCCUGUGUGUUCUCACUGUUUAUCUUUUACUCUCUCACGAUUAACCACUCCAGAUCCUUGUUUUCCACGGGUAAUGUAUCAUCAAGGGGACACGGUGGCUCAGGGGCUAGGACGUUGAGCUUGUCGAUCGAAAGGUCGGCAGCUCAGCGGUUCGAAUCCCUAGAGCUGCCGUGUAACAGGGUGAGCUCCUGUUACUUGUCCCAGCUUCUGUCAACCUAGCAGUUUCGAAAGCACGUAAAAAUGCAAGUAGAAAAAAUAGGGCCCACCUUUGGUGGGAAGGUAACGGCAUUCCGUGCGCCUUUGGUGUUGAGUCAUGCCGGCCACAUGACCAUGGAGACGUCUUCGGACAGCGCUGGCUCUUUGGCUUUGAAACGGAGGUGAGCAGCGCCCCCUAGAGUCGGCAACGACUAGCACAUAUGUGCGAGGGAAACCUUUACCUUUAAUGUAUCAUCU